Messenger RNA from Emiliania huxleyi CCMP1516, 528 nucleotides. RefSeq lists its product as hypothetical. The annotation marks the transcript as partial. NCBI's taxonomy places the organism in Eukaryota, Haptophyta, Isochrysidales, Noelaerhabdaceae. Gene Ontology annotation, molecular function: ubiquitin conjugating enzyme activity. The record is from RefSeq and is a predicted model, not a curated record. The transcript is spliced from 2 exons.
GUUUUCGUGCGGCACGACGAGGCGCGCCUCGACACGUGGCGCCUCGUCCUCUCCGGCCCAGUCGACACGCCGUACGCGCACGGCUUGUUUGUCUUUGACGUCUACGCGCCGCCAGAGUACCCGUCCAUCCCGCCGCUCGUCCAUUUCGAGACGACCGGCGGCGGCACCGUCAAGUUCAACCCGAACCUCUACGCCGACGGCAAGGCGGCGGCGCUCGCCCGUUCGCACACUCGUGCAGCCGCGAACGCCACCGAGAAGUGGGACCCCGCCGUCUCGACCCUCUUCCAGGUCGCGGUCUCCAUCCAGUCGCAGAUCCUGGUGCCGCACCCGUGCCAGAACGAGCCGGGGUACGAGGGCGUCGCGCCGGAUUCUGCGGAGUCGCGCGAGUACAACGCCAAGCUGCGGCUCUACACGAUGCGACACGCGAUGCUCGGCGCGCUGCGCAGCCCGCCCGCCGGCUUCGAGGAUGUCGCUGCCGCGCACUUCGCCUCGCUCCGCGACCGGAUACUCGACACGUGCCGCGGCUGG